This is a messenger RNA of Salvelinus sp. IW2-2015, 4951 nucleotides long. The record is from RefSeq and is a predicted model, not a curated record. NCBI's taxonomy places the organism in Eukaryota, Metazoa, Chordata, Actinopteri, Salmoniformes, Salmonidae.
CCAUCUCUUCGCAUAUCUGUACCACCACUGGUGUGAAGUUACUUCGACUGUUACCAUAGUGGAUUACAGAUGGGUAAAACAUUGAAAAUAGUUUGAUAAAUGCACUUUAUUUAUUUUUAUCACAUGGGAUUUUAGAAAGUGCGCAGCGGAUUGUUUUAUUGGUUUUCCCUGAAACGUCGGGAACAGGACACAGGCAAGUGGAAACUCCUUAUACAGAUCAAGUAUGUGUAUUGAAGACGUGUGGAAUAUUUUACAGUUAUAUAAUUUUUCAGCUAACAAUUUUCGGAAAGAAAUUGAACUGUCUAAAGAUUUUUAAAAGACUCGAGUUCGACUAGGCAACUCUUCGUCAUGGACGCGUGAGGUGAAGCUACACGGUGCGGUAAUCUACGAGGGACACGUGAGGUGAAGCUACACGGUGCGGUAAUCUACGAGGGACACUCGGGCAAAAUCUAUAGCCUAAACCAUCCUCGGGCUUUUGGAUGUGGUCUGUACAGGGCAGGGGUGAAUACUUGGACCUCUAAGAAUGAAAUGAAUCAGUCUUCCAACGUCUUCAUUUUGUCUUUUCCAAAGACACAUCUAGUUAUGGGGUGAAGAGGAUGAGGUAGAGACGGCAGGAGGGAUGUGGGAGGGAACAUGGAAUGUUUUUUAUUAUAUAAUCUCUGACAAAACUGCUUAUUAGUGGGAGAACAUAGCAAGCCAAUUUCCCUGACCCCUUUUUCCCUCCCCUUUUCAUCGGGGGAGACAGAACUUUUUGUGAUCAUUAAUCAUUUUGGAGAGAAUCGACCUGUUUUCAGACAAAUUGACUGUUGAAAUGAUAACACAUCUUGACUGAAGUUGACACGGAGAACACUGGGCUCUAUGACAAGAGUCACUGGUGUGUAUUAUUUUGAUUUCACUGAUCUUGUAUUACACAGUAACCCCCUCUGUCUGCCUCUCCAUAGGAGAGAGGAAUAUUGAAUUGGCAAGAUGGCUAAUGUGCAUUUAUUGUUUCAGAUUUCAACUAUACCUCUCUGUCUCUUUUUUCUCUGCCUUGAUCCAUCUCUCUUUUUUAUUGUUUGAUUUUGGUUGAUCAUUUGGAAUGACACCUGAUGCCCGAGGUCCUGGAUUUCAAUCUUCCGUCAUCCUUCAAGAUGCUGAAUCUAAAGACACUAAGCCUUCAGCUAACCACACUCAGUUGUACCCCUUACUUGUUUUUCAACUUUGCACUGUUUUCUUUUUGAAGCCAUCUUUUGUGGACGUAGAACAAUUGCAACCAACCCCAUCUUGCUUUGAGAUACUGUGAUAUGUAAUCAUUCGAGGAACUGUCGACACACUGUUGUGUCCCUUGCCGUCUCUGAAUCUCUGAAAGGCUUUUUGCGUAAAGUAGAAAGGGACAAAAACAAUCCCCAAGUUAAUUUUCCUCCAGCCCCCCUGUCCGUCCUCCCCUCUCCCCCCCCACUCAUCAGGGCUGGUGGGGGGGUGGGAUCUGGAGCUCCAGGGUCGUAACUGCGGAGGUGGUGGUACCCUGGAGCCUCCUUGUAGCAAGGCCUUCCAUCAUGGAGACCAGCCCAGAGAGCCCCAACCGGGCCGUGGAGUACCUCCUGGAGCUCAACAACAUCAUCGAGAGCCAGGCCAAGCUCAUGGAGACACAGCGACGACGCAUCGAGGAGCUGGAAGGUCAGCUGGACCGAGUCAGCCAGGAGAACCAGGACCUGAGGCUGGAGAAACCCACUCCUCCACGAGCCCCGGAGCUCCCCGAACAGAACCAUAGCAACACCAACCACAGAGCAGAGCAGCCCCUCUCCCUGCCCAUCCACCCUGGCAGCAGUAGUGGAGGUAGUGGCAGCACCCCCAGCCCCGUCACCGCCCCACCCCCUGCAGUGGUGGUGCCCCCUGCAGGGCUGAGCCGGGAGAGACGUGCCCACACCAGGCUGACCCGGGGCAUGUCCUGUGGCUCGAACCCAGCUGAGAGGGAGCAGCGGGAGAGAUUGGACCACACAGACAGCUCUGACACCAACAGCUCCACCAUCCGCAGAAAUGUGGAAACAGAGACCCAGUGUGCGGAGCCUCCCGGGGCCCACUCAGACGGCCCCUACAGCCAGACCACAGCGUACCUGCGUGGCACAGAGCGCUACAGUGACAGCAGCAGUGGUCCUGGUCCUCCAGGCCCUCGGGGGCCUCCGUGCGUGGCCCCUCCCAGCUCGGCAAGCCUUGCCUGGGCACUGCGAACACGCCAUCAGCCUGCCAGCCUGGCCCUCCGCAAGCAGGAGGAGGAGGAGAACAAGAGGUGCAAGGCCAGUCUCUCUGACAGCUAUGAGCUCUCCACAGACCUGCAGGACAAGAAGGUGGAGAUGUUGGAGAGGAAGUAUGGUGGCUCCUUUGUGAGCCGCAGAGCAGCCCGGACCAUCCAGACAGCCUUCCGCCAGUACCGUAUGAACAAGAACUUUGAGCGCCUCCGCAGCUCGGCGUCCGAGAGCCGCAUGACGCGACGCAUCAUCCUGUCCAACAUGCGGCUGCAGUACUCGUUUGACGACCGCCAGCCGCAGCAGCAGGGGACCGGAACACAGACGAACUUCACACACAGCGUGGGCAUCGGCCCUCCUCAUUCACCUGACGCAGAAAGGACAGGAGACUACACACACCUGGAGGACUCCUUCACCAAACAGGUGAAGACCCUGGCUGACUCCAUGGACACCGCCCUGACCUGCCGAGGCGGGCGGGAUGACUCCCAGGAGGACUUUGGGGAGUGUGUGUGGAGCAGCAGCAGUAACCCCUCCUCUCAGAGAGGCCUGUGUGAGAGACCCCGGGGAGGGGGAGGGGGCCUCAGCAUGCACGGAGACAGCACAGCCACCUCCUACAGUGAUGUCACUCUAUACAUGGACGACUGCAUGCCCUCCUCGCCUCUCUCACUGGACCGGGCUCCCAGCAGCACAGACACUGAGUACUGGGGCCCUGGGGGAGGCGUGGGGGCCCGUGAGGACAGCAGGGACACUGAGGGAGGGGGUAGCAGUAACAGCCGUCGCAGCACUCCCUGCACGGAGUGUCGAGACUACCGUCUGAGGGGCGCCCACCUGCCUCUGCUCACCAUCGAGCCCCCCAGCGACAGCUCUGUGGACAUGAGCGACCGCUCUGACCGUGGCUCCCUCAGCAGACAGAUCUACGAGCAGGAGCCAGCGGGAGGAGCGGGCUCUCCUCAGGGAACACUCAAACACUCCCCUAACACUCCCCGCUCUGUCCCCACAGCCGCAGCGCAGGGCCAGACCCGUGCCCCUGGCCGGGGCCCCCCCCUGCCCACUCAAAUCCCCCACCACGUGGCACACCACCAUCACCACCACCCUCACCACCACCACCAGUACCCAGACACCCCCUCAUCCUCCUCCUCCCCCCAGCAGCCCCCCACCACCCCCCUGUCCUCCUCCUCCUCUGCUGCGCUGCCCCCUGGUGGCCUAGAGCAGCCCUGUCUGUCUGACGGGGACAACGACUCUCUCAACUCCACCACCAACUCCAACGAGACGGUGAACUGCAGCUCUGGCUCCUCGUCUCAGGACAGCCUGAGGGAGCCCCUACCCCCUCUGGGCAAGCAGACCUAUCAGAGAGAGAGUAGACACAGCUGGGACUCACCGCCAUUUAACAACGACGUGGUGCAAAGACGCCAGUACCGCAUCGGACUCAACCUAUUCAAUAAGAAGCCAGAAAAAGGGAUCCAGUACCUGAUCGAGAGAGGCUUUGUGUCCGACACUCCGGUCGGGAUCGCUCGCUUCAUCCUGGAGAGGAAGGGCCUUAGCAGACAGAUGAUCGGAGAAUUCCUCGGCAACCGGCAGAAACAGUUCAACAAGGACGUACUGGACUGUGUGGUGGACGAGAUGGACUUCUCAGGUAUGGACCUGGACGAUGCUCUGAGGAAGUUCCAGGCCCAGAUUAGAGUUCAAGGAGAAGCCCAGAAAGUAGAGAGGCUCAUAGAAGCUUUCAGUCAGCGGUACUGUGUGUGUAACCCGACGCUGGUCCGCCAGUUCCAGAACCCAGACACCAUCUUCAUCCUGGCCUUCGCCAUCAUCCUCCUCAACACGGAUAUGUACAGCCCCAACGUCAAGGCAGAGAGGAAGAUGAAGAUAGAGGACUUCAUCAAGAACCUCAGAGGAGUGGACAACGGCCAGGACAUUCCCAGGGAUCUGUUGGUUGGGAUCUACCAGCGCAUCCAGAAGUGGGAGCUAAGGACCAACGAUGACCACGUGUCCCAAGUGCAGGCGGUAGAGAGAGUCAUAGUAGGCAAAAAGCCUGUGAUGUCUCUGCCACACCGCAGGCUGGUAUGCUGCUGUCAGCUCUAUGAGGUGCCUGACCCCAACCGACCCCAGAGGACAGGAGUUCACCAACGGGAGGUCUUCCUGUUCAACGACCUGCUGGUGGUGACUAAGAUUUUCCAGAAGAAGAAGACUUCUGUGACGUACAGUUUCAGACAGUCCUUCCCUCUAGUGGAGAUGCAAGUCCACAUGUUCCAGAACUCCUACUACCCCCACGGUAUCCGUCUGACCUCAGCAGUGUUGGGUGGAGAGAGGAAGGUUCUUAUCGUGUUUAUGGCUCCCAGCCAGCAGGACCGCACCCGCUUUGUCAGUGACCUUAAAGAGAGUAUCGCUGAGGUGCAGGAGAUGGAGAAGUACAGAGUGGAGUCCGAGUUGGAGAAGCAGAAAGGCGUGAUGCGGACUGGCCUGCUGACCGGCUUGGUCGGAGGUGGAGUGGGUGUGAAGGGUGAGGUGGCGAACGGCACCCUGGGAAGGCCCAGUCUAGAUGACAACUACUCUGCGGGAGAGGGACUCAAACGCUCGGCGCUCAGCUCAUCUCUCCGAGACCUAUCAGAUGGAGGGUUCCAUCAUUAGCAGCCCCCAGCCGCACCAGCGUUACCCGGUUCCGGGCGUGGUCCCAGGCUGCUACCCUACAGAAGACUACCGGCCGCAUCGCCCCAUCCUGAGCCCCGGAA